This is a messenger RNA of Stegodyphus dumicola, 2094 nucleotides long. RefSeq lists its product as uncharacterized. Gene Ontology annotation, molecular function: structural constituent of chitin-based larval cuticle. Gene Ontology annotation, cellular component: chitin-based extracellular matrix. The record is from RefSeq and is a predicted model, not a curated record. NCBI's taxonomy places the organism in Eukaryota, Metazoa, Arthropoda, Arachnida, Araneae, Eresidae.
AAACUUGACCCAAAUUCCAAACCGCGUUUCAAUCUCGUUUGUGAAGGGAGGGGCACAGCAAGCGUAUAUAAAUUCAGAUGGCUCUAGUAGAUCACGAUAUCGAGGAGUUUCUUGUCAAGGCGCCAUGUUUAAAUUGUUGGCUCUUUGUGCUCUGCUGUCUGCAGCUGCAGCCCAGUACCAUGCUUCCCAAAAUGAGUUGACCACUCCCUAUCCCAGAAACUACCACCCACCAGCCCCCGUCCACUAUGUCAAUAUCGGCGCCAACCUGGCAGGAGACUACAAGUUCGGAUACGACACCGGAAAAGGACCUCUAGGACAAAGCUUCAGAGAAGAAACAAGGCUGCCCGAUGGUACGGUAAAGGGAGCUUAUGGUGUUUUGGACGAACAAGGACGCCAGAGGAUCAUCCGGUACACCGCAGGAAAGGGAGGCUUCACUGCCGAGGGUGAUAUCGGACCCAACGGCGCCCCUGGUGUAGCCCCCGGACCCGCCCCACAACCCGUUGCCGCAGCUGCUCCAGCCUACCAGCCAGCUCCUCAACAAUACAGUGCCCCUGCUCCCCAACAAUACAGUGCUCCGCAACAGUACAGUCCUCCCGCUCAACAGUACAGACCCGCUCCUCAGGCGGCUGCCGGCAGAUACGACAGCGGUCAGUGGGACCCCAGGAAGGACGAUCCUUAUUACCAGGAUGGUCCAGCUUUCAUUGACGUGGACAGGCUGUCCUACAAUAUCGGCACUGCCAGACAGGGAUAAGCUGCACGUCCUAUAAAAAACUUUCGCGAAAGAAAUAAGAUUUGUAUUGAUAAAUUUGUCCUGUUGCCCACUCAUGAAUAGUGUCAUAUUCGUUAAAAUGAAGUGCCGUCGAUUAGCAAUCCAGUUCUAUGUAGAAUGCCGAUUAUCCGAACUGUCCAUUAAUUCGAACGUUCCAGCUUCAGACUGAACUACACAUGAAAUUAUUAUAGAUGAAAGUGGCCAAAUAUCAUUAUACUGGAAAAUAACCUUUGUGCUUGUCUGGAAUACAUUUUACAUCCUUUGUUUAAUUAUCGGAAAUCUGGCUAAUCCGCACCGAGAAAGUUCUCGAUAGAUUCAGAUAAGCGACAUUCUACUGCAUUUGCUGUGCAUGUUUGGGGUCUGCUUAGCUGUGAAAAAUGGAUACCUUUAGAGUAUAUAGCAUCCUUUUUAAAUUGCCGAAUUUUCUUUUUGUUUGAUGAAAUUCUGAUAAUUUUCUGAAACUUCUAUUUGCUAGAAAUGAGUUUGAUGAAAUAUAUUUAGCUUUGUUUUUCGGAAACUUCUUGUUGGCGUAGAGAUUAGUCCGUUUUUUUAGCCGUUUCUCGAAGUUUUUAUUUGCAGACGAAUUUAAUGUCAUUUCUUUUUUUCUUUGCCAUUCUUUUCAAUUCUUUGUCAUUCUCUUCAAUUCUUUGUUUUUGAUACCCACUUUGUCUCGAAUUGAUAAUUUGACUUUCUCCACUUAUUAUCCGUAUGACAUUUUUCUUUCGACAAACAAACGACAAUUGCGGUGUCCUUUACUAAUAAUUCUAUGCUUUAUUCUAACCGUACAUUCCGGAUGAUUUUAGUGAUCCAGUUUGACUCUGGCUUUUUUUUAACAUUCUCUAAAAGUGUCAGACAACUUUUCAGAUGCCAAAAUGCUAAGAAAAGCAAAAGUGAAAAAAAAUCUCAUAUGCUUCUCUUUUAAAUUUAUUGUGAAAAGAGAAAUACCGAUUUUGACAGCUUUUAAAGUACCAUUUACGAGCUCCUACUGAUAUUCUGAAACAGAAAAAUAUUUCUCCAAGACCAUAAAUAUUGCUUCUAUGAAGUUAAGUUGUAUUCUUUGUUUUUCAAGAAACAAGAUGUUACCUCAUUCCAAUUCCUGAUAAGACUAUAUUGGCUUCAUUUCCAUUUACUGGAGAUUUCUGCAAAGCAACAGGGAGGGAACCAGCCUUUCUUUGCAGAUUACUGCUUUUGUUUACUGCGAUUCAGCAACUCAAUCGGAAAUUUUAAGAACCAUAGAUUUGUGAAUUACCACAGAUUUGUGAAAAACAGUUGCCAAUUUUCUAUGUGUAAAUAACUGAAAUAAAAUAUUUAUGUUUUACCUUUAA